GAGCUUUUUUAUAGUUCAGGGAUUUUUAUCAGGUCAUUCUGGUAAACCAACUGUAGUAAACCACCAGCAGUGUGUGUCUGCGUCUGUGUGUGUGAUUGUGUGUAAUGUGUGAGUGUUACAGGAUCAAAUAUAACUAACAGAAUCGCCAUUUGAGGCGAAAUGCAUCCAACUCGAGUGUCGAUCCCGUCGUUUCGUUCAGAAAACAACUCAAUGGAGAAAGGAUACACGGUCUUUAAAAUUGACGUUCUGGUGAAUGGAAGGUUGUACAGUGUUGAGAAACGCUACAGUGAAUUCCACGCUUUGCACAAAAUGCUAAAGAAAAGCAUCAAACCACCAGAAAUUCCUUCAAAGCACGUCAGAAACUGGGUUCCUAAAGUGUUGGAGCAGAGGAGGCAUGGCCUGGAGCUCUACCUGCAGACUAUAAUCAUGGAAAAUGAGGUUCUUCCAAAGAUAUUCCUGGAUUUCCUCAACAUCCGCCACUUUCCUUCAGUGCCAAAAACUGAAAGCUGUGGGUCUUUUGAUACAGAAUCAGAUGAAUUAAGUAAACUUUCUCAUCAGCCAGUCACGCUGUUCCUCAGAGAUCCCUACCUUCUCCCCUCUGCACACGACUCAUUAUCCAACGUGGUGAUUGAAGGGGUGGUUCAUGGCGUUUUCUACCCAGAUCUUCAGCCAAGGUAGAGCCCUGCUGAGAUGGAUUUAAAGGGGCACGUCUUCAUGAUUGGAUGCUUGUCUCCCUCUCAGGCGUGCAUCAAGGAGACAUGGUCCCAUCUGCUGAGCCUCAUUUUUAAUAACUUAAGUAGAAAAAUAUUUUUUUAAUACAAAGAAAACGUCUGCAUUAAUGUCAACACUAACCCUACUAACUAACUAACUAACUAACUUCUACGUGAUUACUUUAAAACUAAUCUCUAAUAGUUUAAAUAUUUUAAUUUAUCUUUGGAAUGUACAAAAGAGUAAAUAGUUUAAAAAGGGAUCAUUUCCUGUUUUAUGAUAAAAUAAUGAGAGAAAUAAGCACACAGAACAACUACGGGGCUCGUUUAUGUAGAGCAGGAAUGGGAGUUUAGCAGGGAUGUGUCAGAAAGCUCUCUGAGGAGACAGAGGGAGGACUGGGAUGGACGGAAGGUUUACUCACAAGGAGGUGUUGUUCUCUUAGCGGCCCCUUUUGAGCAGCCAGAUGAAGGAGAAUAGAGGGUGGAGGAAGUCUGUUCUGGUGGAGACGAUGUUUAAAAAUAGCUGCGACUGGUUUAAUUAUGAGAUCAGAUGGGUGGAGACGACUACAAAGAAAACGUGACUUGUUCAGAAAAGAUUGGGACGAGAGAGGGAGUAGCGCUCUAUUUUUAUUUAUAGGUGAUUACUUCCUUUCCUCCACACUAACCCACUUUGUAUUUAAAAAAGGGAAAUAUGUAAAAAUUAAUUAUAUUUCAUUUUUAUCUGAAUAUUUUAAUCCAUCAUUUAGUCUCAAACUAUUUUAAUUUUCUAAUCAAUGUUUUGUUGCAGUGUUUUUGUACGAACACUGAACAGUGGCCCUAAAGAUCGUUAACACUAACAUCAGCAGUUGAAUCAGCACAUUUUAGGUGAGUUGUGACGUAUUAAAGAGGUGAAAAUGGUGCUUUGUCAGAUAGAGGCAAAAAAAAAAACCACUCAGCCAGUAAAACAUUGUGCAAUAUGAAAUGAACAACUAAUCUGUGUUUUAUGUGUCCAGAACCUGUGAAACUAUAAAAAAAAAAACAUUUCAAUUAAAAAUAUUUGUUUGGUGAUACUUUGUGUUGCAUGUUUGAACAGUAGUUAAUGAUCAAGCUGUUGGUCUAAAUUCCAUUACUCAACACAGAUGAAGACUGAAUUACAACUACUGACAGAAACCUGCUUUAGAAGCUUGUUGCCGAUUUCUUUGCAUUGAAUAUUAUAUAAACGUUGUAUAUUAAAUGUGUCGUGUCUGUGCCAUUAAACCAAAAUACAGUGAAUUCUGAUGAUUUCACUGUAACACUAUGUCACAAACUAACGCCAAUAAAAAAAAAUUCCGGUGGAAAUUUUCCACAAACCUU
Molecule: messenger RNA, 2039 nt
Organism: Nothobranchius furzeri (turquoise killifish)
Lineage: Eukaryota; Metazoa; Chordata; Actinopteri; Cyprinodontiformes; Nothobranchiidae
Gene: snx24
Product: sorting nexin 24
Molecular function (GO): phosphatidylinositol phosphate binding
Source: RefSeq, a predicted model, not a curated record